Phytophthora sojae is the source of this 555-nucleotide messenger RNA. RefSeq lists its product as hypothetical. Lineage: Eukaryota; Oomycota; Peronosporomycetes; Peronosporales; Peronosporaceae. Bases 1 to 555 code for a protein of 184 amino acids. The transcript is spliced from 3 exons. The record is from RefSeq and is a predicted model, not a curated record.
AUGUCACAAGAUCUCAUUCGAAAGGAAUGUACUCUACGCGAAAUUAACCUCAACACCCGAACAAACAAGGCCGCCCGGAUCAAAUGCCUUCGCCACUACGAUGCGCUUGUGAAUAAGGGUGAAGAAGCUUCAGCGGCAUCGACAGUGGCUUCCGGAAACACUCGUCGGAUGAAGCACAGCAUGUUCCGCCUAGCCAACGUGCUCAUUGAAACGACGGGGAAAAACUUCGACCGAGGAGAUUUGGACGACGCCCAGUCCUCUCAAAGGGCGCUGUUCUGGCGAGACGUAGCCGCCAGCUAUCAGAAGGGUGAUGAAGAAUAUAGCGGGCUCAUCUUUCGUGAUGCGGACUUCGAUGGGAUCGAGCCUGGCAUCAUCGUUCCCCAUAGCGCAGCAAAGCUGGAAGAGUUUAGGAAAGAGCUGACGUCAUUUUGCAGCAUUUAUGAAGCUAAUUUCCGUUUAUCAGGUACUCAUGAUCGGGAAUUCAAGAAGUUCAUCCACGGUAAAGUUGACGUCCUCUUCUUGUGGUACUGGACUAAGGUAUGCAUGACCAUUUAA